Molecule: messenger RNA, 5565 nt
Organism: Periophthalmus magnuspinnatus
Lineage: Eukaryota; Metazoa; Chordata; Actinopteri; Gobiiformes; Gobiidae
Product: receptor-type tyrosine-protein phosphatase U-like
Exons: 32
Coding region: 75-4493 (1472 amino acids)
Biological process (GO): protein dephosphorylation
Cellular component (GO): membrane
Molecular function (GO): protein tyrosine phosphatase activity; protein binding
Source: RefSeq, a predicted model, not a curated record
GGACUUUCCCUACACUCUCGGAUUUUGGUGACAAUUCCUAAACGUUCCUGGACUUACUAACUUCGGAUGCCAAGAUGCGCGCGCUCGCCUUGCUCCUGAUGCUGACCGUCCAGAUCCACGCGGACAGUAUGGAAAAUCCAACAGCGGGGUGCACUUUCGACGAGGACUCCGACCCGGGCCUAUGUGAGUACAGACAAGGCCAGGAGGAUGAUUUUGACUGGCAGCUGAUACGCACCUACAACUGGCCCCACCCAACGCCCGAUCUUCUCCGAGGUUCUUUUAUGAUGGUGAACUCCUCUCAGCACUACGGCGGCCAGCGCGCACAGCUCCUCCUGCUGCCCCUCAGCGAGAAUGACACCCACUGCAUCCAGUUCAGCUACUUCCUGUACAGCCGCGACGGUCACAGCCCAGGGAAUCUGCAGGUCUUCAUCCGCGUCAACAACGGCCCCAAAGGCUCGGCCGUGUGGAACAUCUCUGGAGCCCAGGGACGUCAGUGGCACCAGGUGGAACUGGCUGUGAGCACAUUCUGGCCCAGCGAGUACCAGGUCGUGUUCGAGGCCACCGUAUCCGAGGAGCGCCAGGGCUACAUCGCGCUGGACGACAUCAUGCUGCUCAAUUACCCCUGCUAUAAGGUGGCUCACUUCUCUCGGCUGGGCGAUGUGGAGGUGAACGCCGGGCAGAACGCCUCUUUCCAGUGCGUGGCCACGGGCAAAGUGUCCGAGUCCGAGCCCUUCCUGCUGGAGCGGAGAAAUGGCGUGGUCCUGGGCUUCCCCCUCCUCUCUCGCCUCAGCCACAAGCGUCUGAUGGCGACGUUCCAGGUGGAGGCGGAGCGCGGCGAGCAGGACCUGUACCGCUGUAUCACGUUGUCGCCAAGAGGGGCCGCUGUGUCCAACUUCGGAGAGCUCAUAGUUAGAGUGCCACCCACACCCAUCGCGCCCCCCCAGCUGCUGCGGGCCGGCCCCACGUACCUCAUCAUCCAGCUCAACACCAACUCCAUAGUGGGCGACGGGCCGGUGAUCCGCAGGGAGAUCCAGUACCGAGCCAGUCAGUCCACCUGGCUGGAGACUCACGGCGUGGGCUCUCUCACCUACAAAGUGUGGCACCUGGAGCCGGACACGGAGUACCACAUCAGCGUCCUCCUCACCCGGCCCGGGGAGGGGGGCACCGGAGCACCAGGGCCCCCCCUCAUCAGCAGGACCAAGUGUGCAGAGCCGAUGCGUGCCUUGCGAGGACUGACCGCCACAGAGAUCCAGCCUCGGCAGCUGUCUCUGCAGUGGGAACCUCUGGGAUACAACCUGACCCGCUGCCACACCUACACUCUCUCCCUGUGCUACCGCUACUCCAUGCCUACAGGGGGCAGCGGAGGGAACAACGCCACCGUGCGGGAGUGUCUUUCGGUGGAGAGAAACACGUCUCACUUCACCCUGAGGGACCUGCCUCCGUUCCGCUCGGUGCAUGUACGUCUGGCCCUGUCCAACCCGGAGGGCAAGAAGGAGAGCAGGGAGGUCACGUUCCAGACCGAGGAGGACAUUCCCGGGGGCAUUGCUCCGGAGUCGCUGACCUUCACCCCAUUGGACGACAUGAUCUUCCUCAAGUGGGAGGAGCCAGUGGAGCCCAACGGACUCAUCACACAGUAUGAGAUCAGCUACCAGAGCAUAGAGUCAUCUGAUCCCGGUAUCAACGUCCCGGGACCUCGCCGCACAGUGUCCAAGCUGCGCAAUGAGACGUACCACAUGUUCUCCGGCCUGCACCCGGGGACCACCUACCUGGUGUCUGUGAGGGCCAGGACCACCAAAGGCUUCGGACAGACCGCCCUCACCGAGAUCACCACCAAUAUCUCGGCUCCAGUGUUUGACUAUGAAGACGUCCCCUCUCCCCUGAGCGAGUCGGAGAGCACCAUCACGGUUCUGCUGAGGCCUGCCCUGGGACGAGGAGCUCCUGUCAGUGCGUACCAGGUGGUGGUGGUGGAGGAGGACGGCUCUCGGCAGGUGAAGAGGAGAGAGUUGGGCAGUUCAGACUGUUUUCCCAGCCCCAGCUCGCACACGGAGGCCCAGGCCAAACGGGCCCCCCACUACUACACGGCUGAACUGGCCCCCAGCAGCCUGCCCGAAGCCACCCCCUUCACUGUGGGAGACAACCACACCUACAACGGCUAUUGGAACAGUCCCCUGGACCCCACCAAGAACUACCUCAUCUAUUUCCAGGCCACCAGCAACUUCAGAGGGGAAACCCGGAUCAACUGCAUUCGGAUUGCUCGGAAAGCUGCCUGUAAGGACUCCAAACGUGCUCUGGAGGUGUCCCAGCACGCCGAGGACAUGGGCCUGAUUCUGGGCGCCUGUGCCGGAGGUCUGGUGGUCCUCAUCCUGCUGCUCGGAGCCAUCGUCAUCAUCGUCAAGAAGGGAAGGGACUUGUAUCCUUACCCUUAUUACCCCAGGAAGAAGGUGGCCAUCAACAAGGCGGCCAUGUCUUAUCGGCAAGAGAAGAAUCGCAAACUGAGCUCUCUGGACUGCAGCAUGACGGAACAGAGCACCCUCCAACAGGACGCCAGCCUGGCCCACUCCUUCCUCGACGCCCACGGGUGCAACGCUCGAAACGACCAGCGCAGCUCGGUGAAUGAGUCCAGCAGUCUCUUGGGUGGUUCUCCACAUCGCCACUGCCGCAGGAAGAGCUCGCCCUACCACACGGGGCAGCUCCACCCGGCCGUGAGGGUGGCCGACCUGCUUCAGCACAUCAACCAGAUGAAGACAGCGGAGGGCUAUGGCUUCAAGCAGGAGUAUGAGAGUUUUUUCGAUGGAUGGGAUGUCAAGAAGAAAGAUAAGACUAAAGGGCGGCAUGACACCUUGCUCAGCCAUGAUCGGCACAGGGUGAAAAUGCACUCCUUGCUGGCUGACCCGAGCUCCGAUUACGUCAACGCCAACUACAUCGAUAUUCGGAUAAACAGGGAAGGCUACCAGCGCUCCAACCACUUCAUCGCCACGCAAGGCCCAAAGCAGGACAUGAUCUACGACUUCUGGAGGAUGGUUUGGCAAGAGAACUGCUUCAGUAUCGUCAUGCUCACCAAGCUCGUGGAAGUGGGCAGGAUGAAGUGUUGCAAAUACUGGCCGGACGACACGGAAAUGUAUGGAGACAUAAAGAUCACCUUACUGAAGACGGAGACGCUGGCCGAGUACACAGUGCGGACCUUCGCCAUGGAGAGGAGAGGGUACCCGGCCAAACACGAGGUGUGCCAGUUCCACUUCACCUCGUGGCCUGAGCACGGCGUCCCGUAUCACGCCACAGGACUGCUGGCUUUUCUCCGGCGUGUCAAGGCCUCCACACCUCCAGACGCAGGGCCGGUGGUGGUCCACUGCAGUAUGGGUGCAGGUCGGACCGGGUGCUACAUAGUGCUGGACGUCAUGCUGGAUAUGGCCGAGUGUGAGGGAGUGGUCGACAUCUACAACUGUGUCAAGACCCUCUGCUCCAGACGCAUCAACAUGAUCCAGACAGAAGAGCAGUACGUGUUCAUCCAUGACGCCAUCUUGGAGGCGUGUCUGUGCGGAGAGACCGCCAUCCCCGUGAGCGAGUUCAGCCUCACCUACAAAGAGCUGCUCAAAGUGGACUCUCAGUCCAACACCUCACAGCUCAGGGAGGAGUUCCAGACCCUGAACUCGGUCACCCCUCACCUGGACGUGGAGGAGUGCAGUAUCUCCCUGAUGCCGAGGAAUCGCGAGAAGAACCGCAGCAUGGACGUCCUGCCCCCUGACCGCUCGCUGGCCUUCCUGGUGACCACCGAGGGGGAGAGCAGUAACUACAUCAACGCGGCGCUCGCAGACAGUUUCCUCCGGCCGGCGGCGUUCGUGGUCACCCCGCACCCUCUACCCGGGACAACCACAGACUUCUGGAGACUGGUGUACGACUACGGGUGCACCUCCAUUGUCAUGCUCAACCAGCUCAACCAGUCCAACUCGGCAUGGCCCUGUCUGCAGUACUGGCCCGAACCAGGACUCCAGCAGUUUGGACCAAUGACGGUAGAGCUGCUCUCCCGGACGGCGGAUGAUGAUGUCAUUAUAAGGCUCUUCAGAGUGCAGAAUAUCACCAGGGAUCUGGACGAGACUGACCUCUCAGAGCAGGACACCACUAGACUCUUACCCAAGCAGAUCCAGGAGGGACAGCUGGUGGUCCGUCACUUUCAGUUCCUGCGCUGGUCUCCGUAUCGGGACAUCCCAGACUCCAAGAAGGCCUUCCUCAGCCUGCUGGCCCAAGUGCACAACUGGCAGAGGGAGUGCGGAGAGGGCCGGACCGUAGUGCACUGCCUGAACGGAGGCGGCCGCAGCGGGACCUUCUGCGCCUGCACCAUGAUCCUGGAGAUGAUCCGACACCACAGCAUGGUCGACGUCUUCUUCGCCUCGAAAACUCUGCGCAACUCCAAGCCCAACAUGGUGGAGACUAUGGAGCAGUAUCGAUUCUGCUACGAGCUAGCGCAGGAGUACCUGGACUGCCUGGAGGCCAGAUAGCAACUUUACCCUCCUCCAAGUCCUCCUUCACCCAGGAGACACACCCCACCCCAGCUCUCUCACCCUGGCUCCGGGUGUGCUGGCUCCUCCACCCGCCUGUACAGCUCUGGUUGUGUCUUUUCCAUGCCGUAAUGCCAUACAGAUUGCUCCGAAAGCUCACUGGAACAAAACUUGUAUCAUACCACUGACACUAAAAACACAUUUAUAUUUCGCUCUUUCCUCCUGCAACCUCUUUUGUGCCACUUACAUCUUUGCCAAAAAUAACCAGAGGACACUUAACCAGGACUGGAGUUUUUUGCCUUGUCCGAACUAUCAGGCUAAACCCGCUGAACUCCUCAACGGCGGGUUUCAGAAGAGCUCCACUGUAUCCUGCCUUAUUGUGGACGAACACUGGACGCUAACAAGAAGCUAACGAGAUUCUAACUGGAAGCUAACGUGUAGCUAAUUGGAGGCUAACAUGUUGCCAAUUGAAAGCUAAUGAGUAUUUAACUGUAAGCAGAUGGGUUGCUAUCUGGAAGCUGAUGGAUAGCUAACUGAAAGGUAACUAAGCUAAAGCUAACGUCAACGACCCGGUGAUGUUCAUGUUUGUUUGUAACACUGUAAAUGGUGCAAUCUGCUGUCCCAUGUUGUACUGUACUAUAUUUGAAGAUUAUCGUGGCAAGAGGCUAUCCGAACGAGUUGAUGUCAGAGGGACAGAGGGGUGUACAUUGGAGUCGUCUUGGACCUACUUUGUUAAUUCUUAUUUAUUCUUGUUGUAAAUAGGUUGUUCUUUUCUCUCCUCGCCGGCGUGUUUUCGAGUUGUCCUUAAUGUGCCAAUCCAUGCGCUGUGUGUCUGUGAACGGGACCGCUCCAGCGUCUUGCAUGCCCAGUCUGAAAAGUGUGUUCUUUCCCCCCAUCGCACUAUGUGGCCCAAAGUGUGCUUCAGGAGGGAGAUUCCGUCAUCCGAAAUAACCGCGUGUCGCUGUGAGAAGCUGGCAAAGGCGUCGCUUUCUAAAUUUAUAUUUAUUCUAUGUGUUUUAUUUUCUAAAUAGUGUAAAAACAGAAAAGAAAUAAAGUAUGUUGUUGCUUAAAA